Didymodactylos carnosus is the source of this 456-nucleotide messenger RNA. Lineage: Eukaryota; Metazoa; Rotifera; Eurotatoria; Philodinida; Philodinidae. The record is from the annotation of a GenBank genome assembly.
AUGAACAAGAUGGACGUGAUACAAGUUGCUCAAUAUGAAAGUGAUACAUCAGAUGAAGAGGUUGUGGAAGAAAAUGAUGAAGUAAAUGGAAACGAAAAAAUUAUAAAAAAAAAGAAAUUUUGGAUUAAAGAAGCUACAUUUGAUAAACCUGGUGAGACAGAAUCAUUAAUUGGAAAUAAAUGGUCCAAACACUAUACACAUGAUACAGAAAAUGGAAGAACAGUUUAUUAUAGAUGCAACAAUGUCAAACGUCGUGGACCUCAGUAUAGUGCAAGUAUUUAUCUGCUGUAUCAUACAGAUACUGAUAAAGUAACUCUCUAUAAAACUGAAGCUGAUCACGAUCAUCAUGAUGAUAAAUGUCGCGGUAUUGAUGAAAAGAAGAUAAUGUAUGAUGAUGAAGAUGACGAAGAUACAGAAGAUGAUGGUGAAAACAAAUUUUGUAUCUUUCUAUCAUGA